This is a messenger RNA of Cygnus olor (mute swan), 592 nucleotides long. It is a transcript of the gene CFAP276, whose product is annotated as chromosome 24 C1orf194 homolog. The transcript is spliced from 3 exons. The record is from RefSeq and is a predicted model, not a curated record. Lineage: Eukaryota; Metazoa; Chordata; Aves; Anseriformes; Anatidae. The coding region runs from base 61 to 318 and encodes 85 amino acids.
UAACGGCCCCGCCCUCGCAGCCGUUACCGGGCAACGGCCGCGGCCAGCACCGGCCCCGCCAUGGCAGGCGGCGGCGCCGCGUCCCCGCCGGGCCCCCCCCGGCCUUGGAGCCGCCUCCACGCCACGCCCGCGCGGUGCACCCGGGACCACGGGGCCCCCCGGCAGCCGCAGCGGCCCCCGGAGCCCUCCCCGCGGUGCUGGGCGAGCCCCAAGAAGGAGUCGGUGCACAGCAUCCAGGGGGGCAUCGAGUGCCCGCACAGCGCGGCCACCAACAGCGGCUACUCGCGCAAGGCGGACGGCGGCUUCUUCUCCCCGUAGCGGCCCCCCCCGCAAUAAAGGCCCGAGCGGCGCGGUGCCGGCGGGCGGAUCAGAAUCGCGGCGCGCUCAGGGGCCGGCCGCGGGGCCAGGCCUCGCCUAUCUGAUCGACUCAUCCCGCCCGCCCGCCGCACAGCGCCCGGGGGCUUCGCGGCGCGGCUCUUCUCAUCUCGGCCGGGGGCCGAUCAAAUAAGAUCAACGUGUAGGGAGCGGCGGCACGCGCACACCCCACGCGCGCACACACACACACACACACGCACACUCACACCCCUCGCAC